Messenger RNA from Diorhabda carinulata, 5536 nucleotides. Its product is annotated as phospholipid-transporting ATPase ABCA3-like. Gene Ontology annotation, cellular component: intracellular membrane-bounded organelle; membrane. The transcript has 23 exons. Bases 321 to 5426 code for a protein of 1701 amino acids. Gene Ontology annotation, molecular function: ATP hydrolysis activity; ATP binding; lipid carrier activity. The record is from RefSeq and is a predicted model, not a curated record. NCBI's taxonomy places the organism in Eukaryota, Metazoa, Arthropoda, Insecta, Coleoptera, Chrysomelidae. Gene Ontology annotation, biological process: lipid transport; transmembrane transport.
AGUCAAAGUCAAAAAAUGCGAAACGCAAAGUCAAUUGCAGUUUCGACUUUCUAGAGUUUAUUUUCUGAAUCACAAUGAUAUUUAAGUUCUUUUUUGGGUAAUAUUUUAUUAAUUGAACUGUCGAAUUAUCAUGUCUGGCAGAGUAUUAUAAUAGAUUUUUGAGAAGAAUACGAAUAAACGUUUAUAUUUAUCAGAAUAUUAUCAGUUUCUCUUAUCUAUUUAAUUAGAUCGAUAUUCAUGUGAAUUUAUUUUCUCUGGCAUUGAAUAGUAGAGUGAGCCAAAUAUUUCUAGUGGUAUUGGUGAAAAAAUUUGCAGAUAUAAUGGGGGAGAAAGUGGAUAAAUUUCUCCUUUUGAUGUGGAAAAACUGGAUUCUACAAUAUAGAAAACCGAUUCAAACUGCAAUAGAAAUUUUGACACCAGUGAUAUUUUCUAUUCUUCUAGUUCUUAUAAGAAGCUUAUCGACACCAAAACUUGAACACGAAAGAAUAUAUGAUCCUUUUUGUACAUUUUCUACCGCCCUUUCGGAUUUUUCUAUCGAUGGUUGUGCAAAUCCCGAUGGUAAUGAUGCUACGUAUGCGGGUUUAUUGGAUUCGAUUGGAUCUGAACCUGGUCCAAACUUAACGAUAAUUUACACACCAGUAAAUAGUAGUUUUGAUCAAGCUAUGAACUAUCUGAACUUUACUUCCUUAAUCGAAGUAAUAGGCGUGGAAACAAGUCAGGAACUUGAAGAAGCUGCCUUAAGCCAAACGUCGUCGUACUUUGGUAUUGAAUUCGAAGGUGAUCUCGACGAUCCGAAAGUAGCAAUAAGAUUUCCAGGCGAAACUACUUUCCAGUUAGAUUCUAUAGGUUUCAAGAAUUGGAAGACAAACUUAGUUUAUCCCAUAUUUCAAAGUGCAGGUCCUAGGUCGCCUGAUAACAAUACUGGUUCGGUUCCAAAUUACAACGCUGAGGGAUUUUCAUUCAUUCAACAUCUAGUAACUAUCACUUUAAUUCUUGCUAAGGAAAAUGUUUCCUCGGACAAUGCCAUUGAGUAUCUUUCAGAAAAUCUAUUACCAAUAAUAUAUAUGAGGCGAUUUCCAGUAGCUUCUUGGUAUUCGGAUCUUCUUAUACAGGCAUUGUCUACUUUACUUGGAAUGAUAGUUAUGCUUAGUUUCGUAUAUACCUGUAUAAAUACUGUUAAAAUGAUAACAGCGGAAAAAGAGAAACAACUAAAAGAAUCGAUGAAAAUAAUGGGUCUUCCAAAUUGGUUACAUUGGUUGGCGUGGUUCAUAAAAUGUUUCGUAUUUCUUUUAAUAUCAGUGGUUCUUAUGGUAAUUCUUCUCAAAGUUAGAUGGUAUCAAAAUACAGAGUUUACGGUAUUUACACACGCGGAUGCAUCAGUGCUUCUUGUAUUUUUAUUGUUGUAUGCAUGCUCUACCAUAACAUUUUGUUUUGCAAUAAGUGUGUUUUUUUCCAAAGCAAACACAGCAGCAACCCUGUCAGGAUUAAUCUGGUUUUUGACAUUUGCUCCUUAUGCUUUCAUGCAGAAUAAUUACAGUGAAACUAAGUUUUGGAAUAAAUUAUUACCCUGUUUGUUAACUAAUACGGGAAUGGGCUUUGGUUUCCAGAUAGUUAUAAUGUAUGAAGGUACAGGAGAUGGAAUCCAAUGGAGUAAUUUGUUCAAACCAAACACACCUGACGACGACAUGAGUUUAGGUCUCGUAUGGAUAAUGUUGGCACUCAGCUCAUUACUUCAUAUGCUUAUUGCUCUUUACGUAGAAGCGGUUUUUCCAGGAGAAUAUGGUGUACCACAAAAGUGGUACUAUUUCGUUACCAAGAAGUACUGGUUUGGUGACGAUGAAAUUUUGGAUAAUUCAAGCAUGUCUAAAGAAAAUUUUAGCGAAUUCAUUGAAGAAGAACCAAAAAAUCUCAACGUUGGUAUAAAAAUAUUCAAUCUUCGAAAAACGUUUGGUAAAAAAACAGCCGUUAGAGAUUUGUCACUUAAUAUAUAUGAGAAUCAGAUUACAGUAUUACUAGGACAUAACGGAGCUGGAAAAACUACAACUAUGUCAAUGUUAACAGGUAUGAUAACACCUAGUGAAGGCACUGCAAUUAUAAACGGAUGCGACAUAAGGACAAAUAUAGCUGGAGCUCGUGCCAGUUUGGGGCUUUGUCCACAACAUAACAUUAUCUUCGACGAAUUAACAGUUGCGGAACAUUUUUACUUUUUCAGUAAAUUGAAAGGAUUAUCAAAAAGUGAAAUUAACCAAGAGAUUGAUAAAUACGUUAAACUUUUGGAUUUAGAAUCGAAAAGAGAUGCUAAAUCUGCAACUUUAUCUGGAGGAAUGAAGAGGAAGUUGUGCGUAGGUGUGGCGUUGUGCGGCAACUCUAAAGUUGUCAUGCUGGACGAACCCACAGCUGGAAUGGAUCCAUCGGCAAGAAGAGUGCUAUGGGAAUUGUUACAAAAACAAAAAGAUGAUCGAACUAUUCUUCUGAGUACCCAUUUUAUGGAUGAAGCUGAUCUUCUUGGCGACAGAAUUGCUAUUAUGGCUGGAGGUGAACUACAAUGCUGCGGUUCUAGUUUUUUCCUUAAGAAGAAAUAUGGCGCCGGUUAUAGUUUGAUAAUGGAUAAAACGAGGGAGUGCAAUCCACAUCAAGUUACCGAAUUAUUAAAGAAAUUUAUUCCGGAUAUUGAAAUACAAAGCAACGUUGGUAGCGAAUUGACUUAUCUCCUGACAGAAAGUAAUGCACCUGUAUUUGAAGCAAUGUUAACACAAUUAGAACUGGAAUCGAAAAAAUUGGGAGUUCGGAGUUACGGCAUAUCACUUACGACCAUGGAGGAAGUAUUUAUGAAAGUUGGGGCUGAUCAUGGUCAAGAAGAAAUGUACGAUGAAAAAGAGAAUGGAAUGAAUCAAAAAAAGGCAUUAUCCUCCGAGGGAACGAUUCUCGUAGAUUCUGUGUCUUUACAACCAGUUUAUACGGGCGGUUUUGAUUUAGCAGUCAACCAAUUUUUGGCUAUGCUUCUAAAAAAAGUAAUCGGAACUUACAGAUCAUGGAUUUUGAUAACAAUAAUGAUAUUGUUUCCUGUUAUUAAUAUGAUAAUUGUUAUGACUAUACCAAAUUCUUCAAGUACAACUAUUCAGCCCGAGAUGCCACUCGAUUUAACCAGAUUCACCGACCCUGUAACUUUAGUUGAAUUUGACGAAAAUGAGUCUUCUUACAGUUACGUUGAUUGUUAUAAUGACGUUUUGAAACAAUAUGGAUUGUCAACGACUAAAAAAAAUAUAACAGACGAAAUGCUUUAUUUGACUAGAACGAAUCCCAACUUAGUUCGUCGGCGGUAUUUGGUGGGUGCAUCAUUCGAAGAGCAAAGCAUUCCAUCAAUCAAUGAACAUUAUCCCAAGAUUACAGCCUGGUUCAAUCAUGAUCCGUACCACACGCCCGGUAUAACCCUCAGUUUUGUGUUAUCUGCGCUAUACAAACACCAUACUAAUGUUACAGGUUAUCUCAAAUUUUCAAACAAACCGCUACCUUAUAAAGCUGAAACACAAUUAUCUAUGAUUGUAACAGGACAAUCUCAAGGAUUCCAAGUGGCGUUCAAUAUUGGUUUCAGCAUGGCGUUUGUGGCCUCAUAUUUUGUGAUAUUUGCGAUAAGAGAAAACGUAUCAAAGUCGAAACAUUUGCAGUUUGUAUCAGGAAUAAAAACUCAUAUAUUUUGGUUUGUUCAUUAUUUGUGUGACAUGAUAACUUAUAUAAUUAUCAUCGGAGCUCUAUUAAUUACAAUUGUGUGUUUCCAACAAGACGGAUUUAAAACGGUGGCUGAUAUGAGUCGAUUAUUUUUGAUUUUAUUACUUUUUGGCUUUAGUGUCAUUCCUCUUUAUUAUUUGGCUUCAUUGGUAUUUGUGGUUCCUUCAACUGGUUACACAAGAAUGACAAUGAUUGGAAUUUUUAUAGGAAACGCAGCAUUUUUAGUAGUACAAGUAUUAAAUUCACCUGGAUUAGAUUUAGAAUAUAUUGGAAAGGCAUUGGAUUGGGUAUUUUUAGUUUCUCCUAUAUAUUCGAUGACAUCCGCCAUCUUCGACAGCUACUUAAAAUAUUCUUACCUCAACAUUUGCGAUAAAUAUUACUUUCCAAUUUUACAACAAUGUAUUGAAAAAAAUCCCGUAGAAGAAUGUUUGGAAAAAUUGGGAGCUGACAUUGUAAAGAUUUGUUCGGACAUUAACGAUAAUUAUUUUGAGUGGCAAUCACCGGGUAUUGGAAGGAAUAUCGUAUUCACUUUAUUCACAUGCUUUUUUUGGAUACUACUACUUUUAAUCGUAGAAUAUAAAGUAUUCUCCAGAUUGAUCUAUUAUGUAAAUCAAAAAUUAUUUCCACGUCAUCCCAUUGAUAUACAAGACGAAGAUGACGAUGUUGCGAGAGAAAAAUUGAGGAUACACAACUUAACGGAUUCGCAAAUCGUCAAUAAUCAUUCUUUGGUAUUGAAAGAUUUAACAAAAUAUUAUAAGAAGUUUUUAGCUGUCAAUGGUCUAACAUUAGGUAUUGAAGGAUCCGAAUGUUUCGGUUUACUUGGUGUUAAUGGAGCUGGAAAAACAACUACAUUUAAAAUGAUGAGCGGAGAUGAAAACAUUUCAUAUGGAGAAGCAUGGAUUGGAGGUAAGAGCGUAAAAACAGAGUUAGAAGAAGUACACCGUAAAAUUGGUUACUGUCCUCAAUUCGAUGCAUUAUUGGAUGAUAUGACAGCUAAAGAGACUAUAAUCAUGUACUGUUUAUUGAGAGGUAUUGAAUUGAAGCGUGCAAAAAUGACAGCUGUAUAUUUGUCGAGGGAGUUUGAUUUCUUCAGACAUUUAGAUAAAAAAGUGAAAGAGAUGAGUGGUGGUAAUAAAAGGAAGCUUAGUACUGUUUUAUCCUUAAUUGGAGAUCCUCCUGUUAUAUUUUUGGAUGAACCCUCGGCAGGUAUGGACCCCGCGACUAAACGGUAUUUAUGGAACUCUCUCUGUAAAAUACGUGAUAGAGGUAAAUGUAUUGUUUUAACGUCGCAUAGUAUGGAAGAAUGCGAAGCUCUCUGUACCCGUAUAGCUAUUAUGGUAAACGGUAAUUUCAAGUGUCUCGGUUCUAUCCAACACCUCAAAAACAAAUUCGCCGAAGGAUACACGUUGACUAUUAAAGUUAAAAAACCACACGAAAGUUCGGGUUUACAUCACACCGAAACCGAACCUAUUGAAAGAUUCAUCAAAGAUCAUUUUCCUGGAGCUCAACUUAGAGAAAAACAUCAAGAACUUCUUACUUACUAUAUAACCGAUAAGUCGAUGGCGUGGUCUAAAAUGUUUGGUAUUUUGGAAAGAGGCAAAAGGGGGAAUUUAAAUUUAGAGGAUUAUUCAUUGGGGCAAAGUAGUCUUGAACAGGUCUUCUUGACAUUCACAAAACAUCAAAAACCAGAAGGCGAAUAGAAAAUUACAGGAGACACAUUUUUUUUCACUAUUUAACUUUAUUAUUUAUUUUCUUAUGUUUAACAAUAAUUAAAUUGAAUGCGUUAAUAAAUAAUUUAUUUAUAUUCUAA